Bombyx mori (domestic silkworm) is the source of this 3725-nucleotide messenger RNA. RefSeq names its product ELMO domain-containing protein 2. The record is from RefSeq and is a predicted model, not a curated record. The coding region runs from base 1674 to 2615 and encodes 313 amino acids. The transcript has 2 exons. NCBI's taxonomy places the organism in Eukaryota, Metazoa, Arthropoda, Insecta, Lepidoptera, Bombycidae. Gene Ontology annotation, molecular function: GTPase activator activity.
UUUAAUGUAAGUGGUUUUAAGCGAGAAUCCUCUCCAGUUUGUGGAAUAUUCUUCCAUAUUACAAAUUCAUUGAUAAAUUUUUACUAGUGUGAGCAUAUAUUUUUAAAAUGUGAGAUAUUUUUUCUCAUUAUAAUAUUUAAUACCAUUUGUCUUGUAAAUUGUACUUAAUCUAUGUCAUAUACUAAAUUUGAAAAAACAAUCGUGAAAACUAUAAUUUUGCAAUGUAUUUUUCAUAUUAUAAGAGCCAUCACGUGGUAUUUUUUGAACUUUUUUAUUGUAUUGAAUAGCGUCGCACGCAAGCAUGUAUAUCAUUUGCCUGACGUUAAGCGAACGAGAAGGAUCUUCUAGUAAAUAUGACGUUAGAAUUUCUGGAAACUGUUCUAUAUAAAGGUCAAACAAGAAGAAUCAAGUACUCAAACGCAAGAAAUAAAAAAUACCCCAAGAAAAGCAAAAUUACGACAAGAUGUUAAGGUAUUGAAACAAAAACUUAAAAGUCGCGAAAUAGUAAUUGUAAAUAUAAAGUCGAUUUUAGAUUUAUUAAAGAAAAAUGGCGAUUUUUAAUUGAAUUGAAAUUUAAAUUGCGAAAUUUUAAUGAUACUCAUGGUCCACUUAGAUAUUGAUUAAAAUAAAUUAUGUAUUACGUUGAAAAAAAAGAAUUUACUUAAUAUAGAGGAAAUGUUAUAUUAUAAGACUACAGAAAAUUAACUGAACUUAAUAAUAAUAAUAUAACCAAUAUUUUGUAAAUAGAGAUCAAGUACUAUGUGUAUCGUGUUAUGUGUAUUGACUUGUCAUUUAAGAGUUAUUUAAUUGUCUACAUAUAACAAAUAAAUGAAUUUGAGUUCAUUUCAUUUUAUUACCCAUUGUGUUUUAUUUCCUAAAAUGUAACUAGUAGACUUAAUAUACACGUGUCAUGAAAAUAGCACAGAAGUAAAAAUACAAGCAAUUUUAAAUCAAUUGAAGAUGUGAAUGUAAGAAAAGAGCACCCGAUACGCACAGACCAUGUGUGUUGCAGUGUGUCAAAUAUUAAUUUGCACGGCCCACUUAGCCAGUACAUUAAAGUAGGAAUUGCGUAAUUAAGUUCAACAUAAUAUAUUAUUUAAGUCGCGGUUGAGUAUUCGGACGUUAAACAUGAGUUUGAGGAAGUUUAAGUAAUAGAACUGAGGUAAUGAUGUUUGUAAUAAAACUCAGUGCUCUUUUCAGUGCGAUUUUCGACAACGCAGCAAUUUCAAAAAAAAACCGUCGGAAAAAAGUCACCAUGACGACGAAGCAAUGUUUAGAAUUGAAUUUACAUAAAUAAAACGUUGCAAGCACGUGUUUUGUAUUUACAUAGGGUUACACAGAAUUACUUAAGGUAAAUUCAAAACUGACGCAUGUGUAUAAUUUUAUCCUAUAAAAAAAAAUUAUAUGGUCACCAUAUUAGACAAGGACACCGCGACCAAAAAGUAUUCUCUUUCGAGACCGAUUUCUCGGCAUUAGACAGCACUCCAGUUGUAGGUACUUAUUAACUCCAUGCUACUACUAUCUAUAUGGAUAGGUACGAUAUUUUGUACGGCAGGUAAAGUGCUAUUUUCAAUCGGUAAAAUCUGUUUGUGGACAAUUUGUAGUCAUGACAACAACAGGAAUACAGUAUUUUGGUGUUGUUUUAAUCCUGAAUAUUUGUUCUCUUUAAAGCAAUGAUAAUUUACAAUAUUUGGACAGUUUUACAAUGGUACGUGAGACCAAUUUUAAAAUGGUUUUUGAGAAAAACGACUCGUCUAUGUGAAUUGCAAAGAAUAUGUUAUGGUGAUAUCGCGGGAGCUCAAAGAACGCGUAACGUGGAAAAAUCAUUGUCAUUAUCUCGUACCAAAGAUGUGAAAGAAGUAAUUUCGUUUCUAGAUAGAGUCGUUUUAGAAAAACAGUUUGUUCCUAACAACUUUCACAAUUUAUUGGAUCCAUCAAUUUCAAUAAUUAUGAGAGUGAAGAAAAUCAACCCAAGAUUACACAGUGCUUUUAUAUCUCCAUUUAGAAGUUGCUUAGAACAAAUCUGGAGCUAUAAAAAUUUAGUAAUUGAAGUUGAAGAACUGAGAACAAUACAAUUUGAUAGUAACAACAUAGAACAUGAAGAGAAACUGUUAAAAUUGUGGUCUUUACUUGUGCCUGAUGAAACACUUGAAUCACGGAUUUCAAAGCAAUGGCAAUAUAUUGGAUUCCAGGGUGAUGAUCCCAAAACGGAUUUUCGAGGAAUGGGCUUGCUUGGAUUGGAAAAUCUCUUAUUUUUUGCAUCACAAUAUCCAAGAGCAUCAAGUCAUGUACUGAGCCACUCACUACACCCUACAUAUGGAUAUACUUUUGCUAUUGUUGGUAUAAAUUUAACAGCAAUGGCAUAUUAUCUACUUAAGGAUGGUUGUGCUAAAACAUACAUGUUCAAUGCCAAGCAAUACUUACCUAAUUUAAAUUUAUUUCAUAGAUUUUAUUGUUUUCUUUUUUAUGAAUUUGAUAAAAUGUGGAUUGAGUCAAAACCUCAAAAUAUAAUGGAAUUUUCAGUAAUUUUCAAAAAGUUUGAAAAUGCAAUUCGUACAGAAUUAGCAGAUCCUGCCUCAGUAUUUAGAAUAAACAUUGAGGUAGAUAUAGUUUAAAUUUUUGCUGAGCUUAGCACCAUUGUUACUAGCAAAAUGAUGAGGACCAAAUAUUAAAUGUUACAUUUAUGAUAGACAGUUAAAUGUAUUUAAGAUCAAUACAAAAUCACAUGCAUUCAUAAUAUUAAUAGUUAUAACAUCAGGAUACUGAAAAGCACAUAGGUGACAUAGUUUGAGAUACAAAAUAUAGUGUUUUAUGUUUAAAUUCACUCUUAUGGUUCUAUUUAACAUUUCCCAGAUUUUAUUAGAAUACAUUAAAUUUUGUCACAAAAAAUUUAUGUUUCAGAGUAGAUGUUUUUAUAACACCAUAAAGUAAUAUUGAAAAAACCUUGUUUGCAACUAACAUGGAAGGCACUGAUCAGUUUGCUGAUAGUCACUAAGGUUUUUUUUAAUUCUUUAAUAUAGCAACUUUCUGUUUUUAAUGGUUUUUUGUAGUCAUUUUACAGGUAAUUGGGUAAUUUUCAAUCACAUAUUCCUAGUUUGUGCAUUGUUUGUUUUAAUUAGAAUUAAGAACAUAAAAAUAGUGCUUCAACCAAACAAGUAUUUAUGUCCUAAGCAACAGAUCUAAAUAUCAUCAAUUUGAAAAUUACCUUAUCUUCAAUUACCAUUGACAAGUUCUAUCAGCACAGUAUUUGGGUAGAAAAAAAUAAUGUUGACAGAACAGAAUAAGGUCCAAAAAACAGUUUGUUUUUUACAUAAUUGCAAAAGAAAGAAGCGAAUCAGAAAUACUAAAUUUUUCCUAACUAGUAGACCUUAUCUAUCUGCUGACAAUGCUCAUCCUGUUGUGUUUGGUGUUUUAUUCUUUCAAGCGUUAUUGUUCACAAGAUCUGGAAUGGUUCUCUACCAGCUACCUUCACUUUAAACUUUCUCUAAUUAGGAAAUGAAUAUUAUAAUAUUUUGUUCAUUUCCUCAAUGAUUUACGCUGUGUAGACACUAUAACUAAAUGAAUUUUAAAACAUCAUAUAUUCUGAAAAAUAUUUAUUUGUUGUAUUUGUUAAAAUAUAAAAUUUGAAUAAAUCUUAAAUAUACAUACAUCCUUACAAACAAAAAAUUUUAAACAAUUUUACAAUAGCACCUGCGCUUCUUUAAUAAAAAAAAUAAACCCACAUA